AUGGGGACUGUUUUUUCUUACAUUGUUACAGUUGCUUUAACCUUUAUCAUAUCUAAAUUCGGUCAACGAUUCAUUUGGGUCAACAAGAAACCUGAUGGUACACCUAAAGCACCAUGGCCACCCAGUCCUUCUGGCCUUCCUUAUUAUACAAAUGCCUACCAAGUCUUUCAAAAAGAAUCGUACCAUGCACUUACGCGAUGGUCUAAAGAACUUGGUGAUCUCUACUCGGUCUUGAUUGGUCAAAAACGUGUUAUAAUCCUGAACACACCUGAACUUGUCCAAAAGGCAUUAGUCGAAAAAGAGCAACUCAAUUCCUCUCGGUUAGCUUCAGAUACCAUGGAGAGAUUAUUAACAGAUCAAUGCAAGACGAUCUUUACGCUGGAAUUCUCGUUUGUAUGGUCUCGUCUUCGUCGUGCUGUAUUUGCAGCUAUUGCUAAACCUUCUGAGGUUAUUUCAAAGCAUAUGAAAGAAAGUGCCAAGUCGCUCUUGUUUGGUAUCAGCGAAAACGGGGAUUAUUUGACGGCUAAAAAUCUGAGACAGUUGGUAAAUAUGGUAGCUAUGGAUUCAGCAUUGACACUGGUGUAUGGAGAACAAAAGCAAAAGAACUUGACGAUGAUGGUCACUAUCAUUAAGGAACUCGAGGCUUUAGAAGAACGACAAACACGCAAGUAUAACCGUAUGGGUCAAUUCUUUUCUUUUGUGAAUUCAUGGUUAGAUGUGAUGAGUUUAUUUACACUCAAUUCUGAAAACUUGUCUCAUCGUAAUGCUAUUUUGGAAGCUGUGUUGCCUUUGUUUACAAAUGUGUAUCAAGUCCGAGGCGAUGUUCCUCUGAGUGAAGAAGAAAAGCGCAAGUUAUCCUUGGCAGGUCCUGAUCGCAAGAUAGAUUCCAUUGUCAAGAGUCUGCUCAACAUAGAAUCCUCCAAGAACGAUUCAGAAGUCGUACAGUUCACAAAAGAUGAAAUUCUUGUCAACUCAGUCCAUAUGGUCUUACAUGCUUAUACUUACUUGGCCUCCACCCUGUUCACUUUGAUCCAGCGAUUGGCUACUGAAACUGAAUUCCAAACAAGGUUGUCUGAAUCAGAAGAUAAGACAACACUGGCAUUAGCCUUCGUGCGAGAAAGUAUGCGCAUGGAUCCUCCUAACCCACUCUUGGGAUACGGUCCUCGUACAGACUAUGAAUUCGAGGUAGAAGGUAAAAAAUAUCGUGUGGAUACAGACAGUGAACUUGUGGUAAACGUGAAUGCCAUCCAUCAACAUAGCCGGUAUUUCCCUCAUCCUGAACAGUUUGAUCCUGAUCGUUUCUUGAAAUCUGAGAAAAAGACAAUUUCCUUGAUGGUGCCAGACAAUACAGUCAAAACGGCUAGGGAUCAUUUGGCUUUCGGUGCUGGUCGUCGAGUUUGUCUUGGUAGUCGAGUGAGUGAGGACUUGUUGGUGACUACGUUGAUUCAGUUAAACAAGGCAUUUAGAUUAGAAGGAGGUGAUGUGACUGAAAAGAUAGAACAUGCCACUAAUAUUUGGCACUGGACUGGAAGAACAGAAACAAAAGGCAGUACCAUUCAUUUUAUCAAACAGUAA
This is a messenger RNA of Gilbertella persicaria, 1575 nucleotides long. Its product is annotated as cytochrome P450. The transcript has a single exon. The record is from RefSeq and is a predicted model, not a curated record. The coding region runs from base 1 to 1575 and encodes 524 amino acids. Gene Ontology annotation, molecular function: iron ion binding; oxidoreductase activity, acting on paired donors, with incorporation or reduction of molecular oxygen; heme binding. NCBI's taxonomy places the organism in Eukaryota, Fungi, Mucoromycota, Mucoromycetes, Mucorales, Choanephoraceae.